CGUCUGGUCGCUUCUAGCUUUUGUUAUCUUAUUAUCAAACGAGACAACCUCGUUUUAAAGCACAGUGGAGUUUUAUAGGUGCUUUAACUCUAAUCUGAGGUUGCAAUUUCUUCAUAUUCCACCAUGAGCAGGUUAGAGUGUUUGGGGAAGUCCUUCACUGGUUCACAGAAGAAGUCAGCAGAAGUCACCUCUUCUCAUAAUGAGAAGCCCAAAAACAUUGACAAAGUUGGGGGGAAGGCAGGCCCUGAUAAACUUUGGAGUCCUCCUGCUCCACCUUGUUCUGUGCAGGUUUCUCGCCACAAAGGUCAAAAAUCUGAGUUGCCAAGUGGGGACAUGCUGAAUGAAGAUGGAAGAAGGCGACAUGAUGUCCGCCCUGAAGUCAAGCAUCAUCAAGCUAAUGAGGGGGAAGAGGGUGACGAGGAUGAAGACAUUAAGGUGCCAGUGGAGCUGAAAAUGGAGUUCCUCAGAGCUGUGAUAAAGCGAGACUUAAAGCUGGCCUGUAAACUGUGUCAGAUGAUUCUCAUCUAUGAACCAGAAAACCCAGAGGCCUCCAACUUUCUCCCACUGAUCAAGAAGAAGCUGCUUGAAGAGCAAGAGGCUAAGCAGAGCAGCGAGGAAGACGAUGAUGAUGAUGAUGACUCCGAUGACUCUGGGAGUGACGAGGAGUUGUCUCACAGCUCCAGCGGCUCCUCGCCCUCAGAUGAUGACGAUGAUGAUAGCGAAGAAAAGCAGGUGCACAGACACAAACGGUGUCCUUCUGAAAAUGAUACAUAAAUCUGUUGAACAAAAUUGAGCAGUCCUAUUCCGUUAAUUUACAUCAGCAUCUUUUCCGAUGGCAUCGUGUUAGUUUUGAAAGACGAUGCGUCACUCUCUGGACCAGCUCACUCUGCUCGGUUCAAACCAACGCUUUCCUCCGUCGGAUGACAGUUCAUUAUUUAACAAAAACACGCGACAAUAACUCAAAGACUUUAAUAAUAACCUUUUAAAAGACCUUUUAAUAAGGCAGUUUUUUUCUUACCACUGUAACUUUUGCUGCUUUGCUAAAGUGCUCAUGAUGGAUA
Molecule: messenger RNA, 1061 nt
Organism: Labrus bergylta (ballan wrasse)
Lineage: Eukaryota; Metazoa; Chordata; Actinopteri; Labriformes; Labridae
Source: RefSeq, a predicted model, not a curated record